Scatophagus argus is the source of this 2051-nucleotide messenger RNA. RefSeq lists its product as uncharacterized. Bases 102 to 1946 code for a protein of 614 amino acids. The transcript has 8 exons. The record is from RefSeq and is a predicted model, not a curated record. NCBI's taxonomy places the organism in Eukaryota, Metazoa, Chordata, Actinopteri, Scatophagidae. Gene Ontology annotation, molecular function: acrosin binding. Gene Ontology annotation, cellular component: extracellular matrix. Gene Ontology annotation, biological process: positive regulation of acrosome reaction; binding of sperm to zona pellucida; egg coat formation.
AAGCUGCCAAUUUAUCGUCGACAUUAAUUACCUCCAGCCGUGACUGAGCAGAGGUUUUCCACGCAGACUAAAAGGGAAAGGCAGAAGGUCAGUCUGCUGCGAUGAAAACAAAGUGGCAUCUCUAUAUUAUGUGGAGUGUUUUAUCACUUGGCCUCCUCAACAGCGCGGUGCGCACGUAUGAAUCCCAAUUUACUAGAAGGAAAAAGGUUUUCAAACUGGGUACGCCAAAAACCAAACCAAUCAAGCUGUCAUCAACAGGCGACAGACAGUCCACCAAGGGCUUACCUGGCAGCACGUCCUCAUUGUCUCAGCUCAGUUCCCGGAGGCCCUACCCUCCUUCUGUACGCGGAACGCCUCGAUCCGGGCGUCCACAGGAGCCUCGGACGAUGAUCCAGUCGGACUUUGCUUACGUCCCAGACGUUUCUGUAACCUGCUCCACGUCUGACUUUGUCGUGCGGGUCAAACCAGCUUUCUACGGUCUGGGCGCAGAUGCAGAGGAGCUAAAAUUAGGCAACACCUGCAAAAGCAACGGGGUGCUGAGACCGUACGAUGACCUGCUCUUCACGUAUCCCCUGACCGCGUGUGAUGCCGUGCGUCAGUCGCCCCGUGGGUAUCUGGUCUACAAAUUCGUGCUCCACUAUGUACCUUCGCCGAAACGUUUCCCAAGCAGAGCGCACCGAAUCGAUGUUAACAUUGAAUGCCGUUAUCCAAGGAACCAUUAUGUGUACCAGCUGACUGUGCAGCCCACAUGGAAAACUGCGGUUGUGCGUAAAAGGCUGAAAGGAAGCCCAAAUGACUUCCAGAUCGAGUUGAUGGACGAAUCGUGGAGCAGACCAGCCAGGUCUCAGGUCUACCAGCUUGGAAAGACGGUUAAUUUCCAGGUCUCUGCUCCGCAUCUCCCAGUUGGUGGAAAACUGUACAUCAACAGCUGCUACGCAACACCAUCUAGUGGCUCUAAAUCAUCCCUUAAAUACAUCAUCAUUGACAACUUUGGUUGUAUGCUGGACAGUAAGAGGGACCCUGGGGCCUCUCAGUUCAUCUCUCGGACGGACAGGACCGUGAGGUUUUCCUUAAAGGCUUUCCAGUUCAUUUCUGACCCUGACACAGAGGUCAAUGUUCACUGCAAAUUAUUUGUCACAUCUGAGGAUCUAGGUCCUGCACACAAGUCAUGCACCUUCAAAGGGAACAGGUGGAAGGCCCUUACUGGUGACGAUUCAAUAUGUGCAUGCUGUGAUUCACGGUGUGUGUCUUCCAAACCACGGAGAGCCAUGAUGGAAGGCUCUGCCAGCAGUGGGUCAUUGCUGGUCUCUGAUCAGCCAUACACAGCUGAAGUUGGCUUUCUACCCAUAAGUCCCUCCUCAGUGAGCAUGAGCAGAGAAGACAAGGCCUCAAUCAGUCAAUACACUGAUGUACUGCAAAGUCAUGAGAACCUUUGGGGAAGUGUGGAUAUAAUAAAGCAUGAUGAUGAUGACAAUGAUGCUGAGGACGAGGAGGAGCUUGAAGAAGAUGAAAAAGAAAGUGGGGUUAAUCUCAUAGUGAUGACAGAACCUGAUUUAGGGGAGUUAGGUUUCAAGGAGAGGGACUUAAUGGAGGAAAAGAACGAGUCUGAAGUGAGGGAGUCAAAUCAGUUUGAAGAGGAUGGGUCAGGGUAUUUCGUAGAAGAGGAUUUUUCAGAGAGUGAAGAGGGUUUAGAAGGAAGAGAGGAUGAGAUCUCUGAUGUACAGCAGGUGAUCCAUUUGGAUCAGAAGGAAGGUGAGAUGUUACCAUCAGCAGCCAGUCUACAGAGAGCGUUACAGCCACUGGUUCCUGAAGGAGAGGAAAACUGGAAGCAUACAGGCAGAGGUGAAGAGGAUGAGAGGAUGAUAGCCUCUGAGGUGGAGUGGAAGGAUGAGGACAAAGAUUUAGUAAAUGACAGGGAGAUGACUUGGUAUUUCACAUGGAGGUAGUAUUAGUUUAAUCAAUCAAUCAAUCGGUACCCUACUUUAAAAAUUGUAUCUCCCCAUAACAGGUUGGAUAUACUGACCCAUUUCAAUAAAAACAUGAAAAUGCAA